Lampris incognitus (smalleye Pacific opah) is the source of this 1002-nucleotide messenger RNA. Its product is annotated as G-protein coupled receptor 4-like. Gene Ontology annotation, molecular function: G protein-coupled receptor activity. The record is from RefSeq and is a predicted model, not a curated record. The transcript has a single exon. Lineage: Eukaryota; Metazoa; Chordata; Actinopteri; Lampriformes; Lampridae. Gene Ontology annotation, cellular component: membrane. Gene Ontology annotation, biological process: G protein-coupled receptor signaling pathway. The coding region runs from base 1 to 1002 and encodes 333 amino acids.
AUGGAUUUUAAUACAUCUCUCAGCCAAGCAAAUGGGAAUUUAUCAAAUUCAUGUGCACGAGAAGACUUUGCAGGAAAAGACUCGGUGGAUCAGCACAUGUACCCAACUGCCUAUUCUCUCUUCUUUAUUGUGGGAUUCCCAGCUAAUUGUCUGUCUCUGUAUGUGGCCUGUGUGCUGAUGAGGAAAGGGAAUAACCUUGCAGUGUACUUGGUCAACCUGUCCAUCUCUGACUUGCUCUACACCAUCUCCCUGCCAGUGUGGAUGGAGUUGGCUCUGCAUCGGCCUGUAGGCGAUGUUGUCUGCAGCUCAGUGGCUGUUAUUAUGUAUAACAGCUUUUACGUCGGCUCCGGCCUCCUGUGUUGCAUCUCGUGCGAUCGCUACCUCGCGGUGGUCUACCCUCUGCGUUUUAACCGGGUCAGAGAGACGCGGACUGCAGUAAUAGUGAGUAUGGUUGUGUGGUGUGUGGAGAUGGUCGUCCACAUUAUUUUGCUUUACCACACGGGGGAGCUGCAAGAUUUCUCUUCAAGACGCAUGUGUGAGGAGAAAACGCCCAUGACCCAGGCUUAUGCCAACAAGGCCCUCAUACGGGUCGUCUUUGGUUUUUUAGUCCCUUUAAUCAUCAUGACUUUCUGCUUCCAGCAGAUCAUGCAGUCCCUCGGACAAAGCCUCUCCAUCCUGGCUGUGGAGCGCAGGAAAGUCAGACUGCUGCUGAUGCUCCUGCUUGUCACCUACCUGCUGGCCUUUGUGCCCUACCAGACUGUCAUGUUGCUCAGAGCUUUGAUGGAACCGUCGGGAGACUGUUACUGGGCCAGGACGCUCAGAGACCCUUACAUAGUGUUGGUGGCUACAACCACACUCAACAGUAUGUUAGAUCCUAUCAUAUACUGUCUAGUUAGUGAGAGUGCACAGACCGAGAUAAGGAAUGCGUUGGAGAAAUGCAAGAGAGUUUUAUGGAUAAAGAGAUACCGAAAUACCUUUCCAAGAGUUAAUUCAGUUUCUUGA